AAUCUGGUCUCACUUACAGAAUUCCAUUUUAAAGAAUUGAACGGCUUUUAGCACUGGAAACAAAACUGCGCUGGGCUGCACUUUUCACCAGCUGAUUUUAGAAUCAUAUUUUCUACAGAAUUGGCUUUAAAAAGUUAACAUUUCACAAAAUUCAUCAUCAUGUCGGUGUUAACCAUAGAAAAUGCUGAAGGUUAUGAAAAGUACAUCAGUUCUGACAAAACAACCGUUGCCCUUUUUGCCGCGACUUGGGCAGAGCAAUGUGCUCAGGUUAAAGAUGUGCUCAAGGAGUUGUCAAACAUUCUAGGUGAUAAGUUGCAAUUCAUUACACUAGAUGCUGAAAAAUUUCCGGACAUUUCAAUAAGGCAUCAGAUUGAAGCGGUGCCCACGGUUAUAUUCUUUAACAAAGGUUCUGCUGUGGAUCGUGUUGAUGGUGUUGAUAUUGCCGCUAUCAGCAGCAAGUCCAAGAAGUUGGCUGAAAACGCUAGCAGCGCUGCUGCCACUGGCCAAACUCUAGAGGAUCGCUUAAAGAGCCUUAUUAACAAAGCGCCUCUCAUGAUAUUCAUGAAGGGUGACCGAAAUGCACCUCGCUGUGGUUUCUCCAAGCAGCUUAUUGCGAUUGUUAAUGACACAAAAUUACCUUACGAAACUUUCGACAUUCUCAGCGAUGAAGAAGUGCGUCAGGGUCUGAAAACCUAUUCAGACUGGCCCACAUAUCCUCAGGUUUAUGUGAAGGGGGAGUUGAUUGGUGGACUCGACAUUAUUAAAGAACUACUAGCCAACAACGAACUGGAAUCGUCGCUUAAGGGUUAACUUUGCAAACGACGUUUUAUUAAUUGACUCCAUAAACAACAACAAAGUCGUCUCUCAUCAAUGUACAAUGUCCAAUGACUUUUUAUAUGCAUACAAAUAAAAGCAUAGUUCAAAUUUAAUAA
This is a messenger RNA of Drosophila albomicans, 932 nucleotides long. It is a transcript of the gene Grx3, whose product is annotated as glutaredoxin 3. The record is from RefSeq and is a predicted model, not a curated record. Lineage: Eukaryota; Metazoa; Arthropoda; Insecta; Diptera; Drosophilidae. The coding region runs from base 160 to 810 and encodes 216 amino acids. The transcript is spliced from 3 exons.